Molecule: messenger RNA, 429 nt
Organism: Wyeomyia smithii (pitcher-plant mosquito)
Lineage: Eukaryota; Metazoa; Arthropoda; Insecta; Diptera; Culicidae
Exons: 3
Coding region: 11-391 (126 amino acids)
Source: RefSeq, a predicted model, not a curated record
GUACCUCGAAAUGAACGGAACCUUUGAAGUGAAAGUCGUGAGCACGUGGAUGCUUCUGAUUCUUUGUCAUCUGGCGUACGUUUAUUGUGCGAAGCACGAGGCCGGUUCUAGAGCGCUGACGCAGAAUGAGAAGGAAAGUGCCCGCCUGAAUCCGGUUUAUUAUGCCCAAAUGUGGUACCGAACCUGGACAUUUCCGGCGACACUCGCGCUCGCUUGGAUACCCAUCGUAGUGGUGGUGGUGUACUGUUAUUUAGAACCCGCUCUUAUUGGCGCCCAAGCUAUCAAAAGCCAAGAAUCGGAGUCCGGUUAUCAUGGGCCGAUCAUAAUCGAUGGGCACGUUGAAAGUUACGGGUCUCCUCCGCUUCACAAGUGGUUCCACAAAUGGGGAUAAAUGACUGUGAGCUUUAAUGAAUAAUAACUGAAGACUGA